Molecule: messenger RNA, 1804 nt
Organism: Patiria miniata (bat star)
Lineage: Eukaryota; Metazoa; Echinodermata; Asteroidea; Valvatida; Asterinidae
Exons: 2
Coding region: 154-1734 (526 amino acids)
Molecular function (GO): nucleic acid binding; zinc ion binding
Source: RefSeq, a predicted model, not a curated record
UUAUGUUACUUUACCGAUAAUUUCUUUGAGUAUGAAGAAAGGUGUUCCACAGGUUGCAAAAUUCAAGUGGCUGGUCGUUUACAUCAUCAUUAUGAUUUUUGGAGAGCAAUUAAUGCCAAUUCCUAUGUAUUAGACAUAAUUAGCAACGGAUACAUGAUUCCGUUUUAUGAAACACCACCACACACGCCGAAUGUUGAGAAAUCCAAACAAGGGUUGAAUAAUCGCUCAGCCAUCAAUAAUAGCGAAUUUGUCACAAAUGCAAUUUCAGAUUUAUUAGAGACGCACUGCGUCUUGCCUUGCACAGAACAACCAUACAUAGUGAAUCCUUUGUCAGUUUCAGUACAAAAAUCAGGCAAGAGGAGAUUAAUACUAGAUUUGAGAGAAGUGAACAGGUUUUUAUGGAAGCUAUCUGUCAAGUACGAAGAUAUGCGUACAGCGAUGUUAUAUCUUCAAAAGGGGGGUUUUAUGUUCCAGUUUGACCUAAAAUCGGGAUACCACCAUAUUAGCAUUCGUACAGAACAUCAACAGUACUUGGGAUUUUCCUGGUUUUACAAAGGUGCCUUUACAUUCUUCAAGUUUACUGUAUUACCAUUUGGUUUAUCCACUGCCCCAUACGUUUUCACCAAAGUGGUGAGACCACUUGUACAGAAGUGGAGAAGUGAAGGUAAACAAAUAGUUGUGUUCCUAGACGAUGGUUUGUGUUAUGCAGAGAGCUUUCAGAAAGCCAGAGAGCACAGUGCUCAAGUUAAAGUUGACCUGGUCAAUGCGGGGUUCGUACCUAAUGUACAAAAGAGUACUUGGGACCCGGUUUCAGAGACCGAGUGGUUAGGUCUGAUAAUUGACCUAAAGAAUGGUUCUCUUGUUUUGCCAAACAGACGAAUAAACAGCAUCAAGGAACGAAUUCAAGAACUGUUAAUAACUCCCAAGUCAGCAGGUUCGUCAACAUGCGUCAAAGUCAAAGAUCUAGCCAGUGUGGCAGGAUGUAUUGUUUCAUCCUAUUUAGUUGUGGGAUCAAUGAGUAGGGUAAUGACCAAAGCUAUGCAUUGUGUAAUUGAAUCUAGAAAUUCGUGGAAUUCCAAAGUUGUCAUCUCAGAACAAGCCAACGAAGAACUCCUCUUCUGGUUACACAACAUAGAUAAUCUGAAGGAAAUUCCAAUAAAAUUAACACCCAUGUGUUCAACUAUGGUGUUUUCAGAUGCAAGCAAAAAUGGUUUCGGAGGCUACAUAGUAAAUGUCAAUGAUUCGAUCAGUCAUGGUCAGUGGUCGGAAAAUGAAAGGAAACAUAGUUCAACCUGGAGAGAAUUAAAAGCAAUAGACAUGGUGUUAGCAUCCCAAAUAAACAUGUUCAAAAACACCAGAGUAAAAUGGUUUUCUGAUAAUCAAGCUGUUACAAGAAUAGUUUGCAAAGGCAGUAUGAAGUCAGAUUUACAGUCUAUUGUGUUAAACAUAUGUCGUAAUUGUGUACGCAAUGGAGUGUUCCUUGAAUUAGAAUGGGUGCCGAGAUCGAAGAACGAAAAGGCAGAUUUCAUAAGUAAGCUGGUCGAUUAUGACGAUUGGCAGACCUCAGAUGAGAUGUUCUCCCUACUUGAUCAUAUGUGGGGUCCUCACACAAUCGAUCGGUUUGCCAGUUAUUAUAAUUCCAAAUUAACUCGUUUUAAUUCUAGAUUUUGGAAUCCAGGUGCUCAGGCAACCGAUGCGUUCACCCAAGAUUGGGCAGGGGAAAAUAACUGCUAAUCUUCAACAGUGAUAACUGGAGACACCGUUUCGAGAGGAGCGCCAACAAUCAAGACCUGAGUUCUCUCGC